UCAAGUACGCUUGCCCGAAUCAAUGAACACGAGGCUUCUAAAUCCUAGGAUUACUGCUAUUUUGACCUUCAAGCGCUCGAGUUACGCAUAAAAUGGCUGCGCCGUUCCCGCGAACUACGGUCAGCUUUGAAACCAUCCUCACACACAACCCUCAUCAACCAUGGCACACGGCUCUCAGAAUGGCAUAUCCCCAAUGCACCACCACCCUGAGUACUAUCUUAAAGACGGUGAUAUCACCUUCCACGUCCAAGGCACUCUAUUCUGCGUGCAUAGACACUUCUUUGAGCGCGAGUCGCAAUUUUUCGCCCAGGAAUUUGCAAAGACUCCCAAGGAGGGAACUUCUGAUUCCACUGCAUUUCGACUUGAUCAAGUAAGCGCCGCCGACUUUGCGAAGUUCUUAUGGGUCUGGUAUAGUCGCUCGUACAGGCUCAAAAGCAAACCAAAGGACCACUGGCUCACCAUCCUCGACCUCUCCACAACAUGGCAAUUUCCUGAAAUGAAGCAACUUGCUAUCGACGAGCUCCAGAAACUCGAAAUCGAGCCUAUUGAGAAAAUUACCAUAUACGACAGAUACAACAUCGAUAGAUCCCUUCUCUUGUCUUCAUAUAAGCUCCUGUGCAAGCGGGCGAGCCGGAUGUCCGCCGAGGAAGGUGAGCGGCUAAAGAUGCCCACUAUCCUCGGGAUACACGAGGCUCGCGAGCAUGCGAUCAGGAGCGCAGCGGAGAGCGGGUGCCGUAGCCCGACCUCCGCUGAUGCAGGCGACGAGGAGUUGGACAAGAUUUUGAUUGAUAUAUUCAAUCUCAAGAGUCAUGCCACUAACCGACAGGGCGCGCAGUCGCAGGUGACACCAGACCCAGCGCGGACUCCGAGACCGGAUGUGAAUGGAACCACCAAUGGCACUAGGUCGUCUUCAUCAGGUUCCUCUACACAGAAUGAUAAUAAGCAGAAAGACGCGGACAAAAAUAAAGGCACAGGAAAGCAAAGUUGAUUGAGGAACCGACGGAAGACGGAGGUUCCUCCACUGGGCUUUCGAUUGCAAGCGUGAGUGAGGAACCGACGGAAGGUUCCUCUACUGCGCUCUCAAUUGCAAACGUGAGUGAGGAACGGAUAGAAGACAGAGGUUCCUCCUCUGGGCUCUCGAUUUAUGCGGUAGAGAAGAGCAUGGAGCAUCUGCUUAGUUUGUGUUUUCCAACAUUCAUCCAGUCUUUCAUAACAGCAAUAUUCGCAUAAGUUGUUCUCGUUGUAUGAUAUCAAGUCUCUCAAUUCUGCAUAACCCAUGUACUUUGCAAUUCUACACCGUCGAACUUGAA
Molecule: messenger RNA, 1310 nt
Organism: Suillus subalutaceus
Lineage: Eukaryota; Fungi; Basidiomycota; Agaricomycetes; Boletales; Suillaceae
Exons: 6
Coding region: 161-988 (275 amino acids)
Molecular function (GO): protein binding
Source: RefSeq, a predicted model, not a curated record